AUGGCUAAGUCAGUUAAAGAUAAGAAAGUGGAUAAGAAGGUUGCUAGCAAGAAGGAUGCUAAAGUAGCUAAGGUUGAAAAGAAGGUAGAGAAGAAGAAGAGCAAGAAGGAAGAAAGCUCAUCUGAAGAAGAGGAAGAAGAAGAUAGUUCAUCAAGUUCAGACUCCGAUUCAAGCUCUAGCUCUAGCUCUAGCUCAUCAUCUGAUGAAUCACCUAGCGACGAAUCAAGUGACGAAUCCUCGUCAGACGAAGAAGAAGAGGUAAAAGAAGAAAUCAAAGUAACUAAGAAGGAAAAAAGAUCUGACUCAAGCUCAUCAUCUUCAUCAUCAUCAUCUAGCUCAGAUAGCUCAGACAGUGAGGAGGAAGAAGAAGAAGUCAAAGAGGAAAUCAAAGUAACCAAGAAGGAAAAGAGAUCUGAUUCAAGCUCCUCCUCCUCCUCCUCCUCAUCAUCAUCAUCAUCAUCAAGUUCAGACAGCGAAGAAGAAGAGGAAGUUGAAGAGAAAGUUGAAGUCAAGAAAGCAUCGUCUUCCAGCUCAUCAAGCCUGAGUUCAGAAUCUGAUUCCGAUUCCGACAGCUCUAGCUCAUCAUCAUCAUCGUCAUCCGAUUCAGAUUCCAAUUCAAGCUCUGACUCCGACUCCGACUCCGACUCAGAGGAAGAAGUCAAGGAAACACCAAAGAAACGUAAGAUUGAGGAAGCAGAAUCAAUAAACACUCCGGAAAACAAAAAAGCCAAAUCUGAAUCAUUCACUACUGAUGAAGAACCAGCUACCAUUUUUGCUGGUAGAUUAUCAUGGAACAUUGACGAUGAUUGGUUAAAGAGAGAAUUCGAACAUCUUGAAGGUGUUAUUAGUGCUAGAGUCAUAAUGGAAAGAGCUACUGGAAAAUCAAGAGGUUAUGGAUACGUCGACUUCUCCUCCAAAUCAGCUGCUGAAAAUGCCAUUGCUGAGAUGCAAGGUAAAGAAAUUGAUGGUAGACCAAUCAAUUUGGAUUUGUCAACUGGUAAACCUCAUGCCACUAAAUCUAACAACGAUCGUGCUAGACAAUUUGGUGAUCAACAAUCACCACCAUCAGAUACUCUAUUCAUUGGUAAUUUAUCAUUCAAUGCUAACAGAGAUAAAUUAUUUGAAGUUUUCGGUGAAUAUGGUAAUGUUAUUUCAUGUAGAUUACCAACCCACCCGGAUACUCAACAACCAAAAGGUUUCGGUUAUGUACAAUUUAGUUCUGUUGAUGAAGCUAAAGCUGCUUUGGAAGCUUUGAAUGGUGAAUAUUUGGAAGGAAGACCAUGUAGGUUGGACUUCUCAGCCCCAAGAGAUAAUAACAACGGUGGUGGCAAUGGUGGUGGAUUCCGUGGUGGUCGUGGUGGAUUUGGUGGUGGUCGUGGUGGUGGCCGUGGUGGAUUUGGUGGAUUUGGUGGUAGAGAAAGAUCAGCUACACCAAGUGGAACACCAAGAAAAUCAGCUGCUACUGAAUUUAAAGGAACUAAGAAAACUUUUGAUUAA
Lodderomyces orthopsilosis Co 90-125 is the source of this 1497-nucleotide messenger RNA. RefSeq lists its product as uncharacterized. Gene Ontology annotation, molecular function: mRNA binding. NCBI's taxonomy places the organism in Eukaryota, Fungi, Ascomycota, Pichiomycetes, Serinales, Debaryomycetaceae. The coding region runs from base 1 to 1497 and encodes 498 amino acids. The record is from RefSeq and is a predicted model, not a curated record. The transcript has a single exon.